UCUCUUUAAAACAUCAACAACGUGUAGUUGGGGAGUGUAAACACCAAAUAAUGUUCAGGUCGUUUCACCACCUUGAUAUUUGACACCAGAAGUUUGUUUUCACACGGCGUGUCAGGAUUAAGUCAGCAGUUGAUGCAAGUGUCCCCAUUCCCAUGGGAUUGGGCAUUGAUUUGAACACACAUGUGUUUGAGACUCCCCAUAAGGAAGUGAAGACAGCUGCAGACAUCCCUGCCUGGGAAAAAUCAGAGGGCUACAGAGAUUACCUUGGAUUCCUUCAUGCGAUGAACGAUGCUGUGAAAGGGAGGAAACUCAGUGAUGAUGUACCUGUAUCACAGACGGUGGAGAAGUUACUGGAACUGUUAGAAAUCCUGGAUACUUGGAUUGAUGAGAUUCCACCCAUUGAUCAACCUCAGAGGUUUGGCAAUAAGGCCUUCAGAGAUUGGUUCAAGCGGCUGGAAGAGCAAGCAGAGGAAUUAUUAAAGAAAGCGAUGGAUGAGAAAUACCACAAAGCCUUACCUGAGGUUAUGGCUUACCUGGUGGAGGGGGUUGGGAACUCUACGCGGAUAGAUUAUGGAACUGGUCAUGAGAUGUCAUUUGCAGCCUUCCUCCUCUGUCUGUAUAAGAUUGGGGUGCUAACAGAAGAGGAUGCCCCUGCUGUAGUAUUGAAGCUCUUCAACAGGUAUUUGCUGCUGGUGCGUAAGUUACAGGUGACAUACAGAAUGGAGCCUGCAGGGAGUCAUGGAGUCUGGAGUUUGGAUGAUUAUCAGUUCAUACCCUUCCUCUGGGGAAGUGCUCAGCUUAUAGGUCAUCAGAGAAUAUUUCCCAAGUCUUUCCUGAAUCCAGACAUUUACGAGACAUUUUCUAAAGAUUACAUGUUCCUCAGCUGUAUAAAGUAUAUCAGUGAGGUAAAGUCUGGUCCUUUUGCUGAACACUCUAACAUGUUAUGGAGCAUCAGUGAUGUGCCUCACUGGACAAAAGUCAACACUGGGCUGUUCAAGAUGUACAAGGCAGAGGUUUUAUGUAAACAUCCAAUAAUUCAGCAUUUCCUGUUUGGAUCACUCAUCUCCUUCAAACCAGCAUCAUGACGGAAACUUCUUUCGGUAACUCUGGUCCCUCAUCCCAGAUCACAUCAUCACUGUUCUAAGUCAAGGAGGAUGAAUUGUAUUUAUAACAAGGAAACUUAAUACAUUGAUGAUAGAUGCAGCAGCUUGCUUUAUAGACAAGGUCCCUGUGUUGUUUUACCUCCUGUUGUUUGUUGACCUUGAAUGUUGAUUGUCCGACCUUGAAAUUUUGCACAAGGAAUUGUAUACUCAUGGUGUUUUGAAAGCUCAGGAUUCUCUCAAUAGGACUUGUUAUAGUUGUCCAUGUACCGGUUAUCACACUGUUGUCGCGGCCUUCAUUAAUUCAUUAAUUGUGGAACUGUUUUCUGCCUUUCAACUCAAUACCUGUACUGACACAUGUGCAUUGGUACAUGUAAGUACGUAUGGACUACAAAAAGGUAUGGGAAGCAGGGUGGGCUGACGUGAGUAUCAGGAGGAUUAUUGUCAUGAUACAUGAUCCUGUUGUCCAUUCAGAUCAUAUUCUAAUGAAACGCAGACUGUUAGGGCAAGCCCAAUGGUUUGAUACAGAAGUGAAGAAAGAACUCAUUGGCUUUCUCUUUGAAAACCUUAACGCAUGGAGAUUGUUUUCAAAUAAUAUCAACCAGUCAUAUGCCUUAUUUUACGUUAUUUAAGUUGUGUAAAAACAUUGUGAGAAGUCAUGUCCUUGAGUAAACUGCAAUUCAUAUCUUUAUAUGCGAUAACACAUUAACUAUACACUGUAAGUUCCGUCGUGCUAGUGCUAAAUAACAAAAAACUGUUAUUGUACUAAUUGAUAUGUUUUGUUACUGUCGCUUGGCGUUGUCUGAAUGCCAGCAUUAAUAUUGAUGGACCAGAGACCUUUGCCCCGUAAAAAACUUCAAUUUAGCUACUGUAGAUCAUGGCUACAGCUUUAUGUGAGGAGAUCCCACAGGUACUUAGUAAUAGAAGGAUUGAU
Messenger RNA from Liolophura sinensis, 2034 nucleotides. Its product is annotated as serine/threonine-protein phosphatase 2A activator-like. Gene Ontology annotation, cellular component: nucleus; protein phosphatase type 2A complex; cytoplasm. Bases 153 to 1085 code for a protein of 310 amino acids. The record is from RefSeq and is a predicted model, not a curated record. Gene Ontology annotation, biological process: mitotic spindle organization. Lineage: Eukaryota; Metazoa; Mollusca; Polyplacophora; Chitonida; Chitonidae. The transcript is spliced from 10 exons. Gene Ontology annotation, molecular function: protein tyrosine phosphatase activator activity; peptidyl-prolyl cis-trans isomerase activity.